This is a messenger RNA of Paralichthys olivaceus (Japanese flounder), 5030 nucleotides long. RefSeq names its product chromosome 12 C14orf28 homolog (gene dorip1). NCBI's taxonomy places the organism in Eukaryota, Metazoa, Chordata, Actinopteri, Pleuronectiformes, Paralichthyidae. The record is from RefSeq and is a predicted model, not a curated record.
GAGAGCCAGCAGGGGGCAGCCCUGCAUGUACACAGCUCCUCUUUGACCUGUCAGCAGCAGCAGCAGUGUUUAUGUUCCUGGGCCUGACGUGACGCUCACUGCAGGUUUGUUUUGAUGCCAGCGGAGGUGUCAUCACUGCCACUGUCAUCAGAAAGAGCUAGAAAACACUACACUCGUUUAUCUGACGUUCACUACGACGUGAGACAUGAAGAAACACCGGGAGCUAUGGAGAGUACAUGUUGUGUCCUGAGCGACAACGAAGAGCUGCAAACACGAAACGCCGAGAACAACCUCCUCUCCGAGAGGUCCAAGACGCUGUUUGAGGAAAUCCGAGCCUCCAUCAACAACAAUGACAAGGAGGACCGCUCCUUCUGGAGGCCCGUGCUCCCCUGGGGGGGCGUCUUCACCAUCAAGGCGGGACGAAAAGCCAUAUCAUGCACACCCCUGUACGUCAAAAUCAACCUGAAGAACACAUGCACCAUCGACGGCUUCCUCAUGAUCCUCUACGUGAUCCUGCGGGACAACCAGGGCUUCCCCCGGGAGCUGGCUGUCUUCCUGGGCAAGCAGUUUGUGGAGUGUUUCCUCUACCUGAUGGACUCCUGCGACUACACCACCGUGAAGAUGCUGUGGAUCUGGGACAGGAUGUCCAAGAGACAGUACCGCUCAGAGGUCCACCAGGCGGCGUUGGAGAUCGACCUGUUCGGCAACGAGCACGAGAACUUCACAAAGAACUUGAAGAACCUCAUGUCCACCAUGCAGGAGAGCCUGUGCACCAACUGGAGCUGCCCAGCGCGCUUCCAGGAGUUCAUCAAGACCACCAUCAACAUCAGCCCUCCUCAUGAGCUGCCUCACAGAGACCCCAUUCAGUCAGCCAUGGAUGAGUUCCUCUGCCCCAAACUCUUGCUCUGCUCAGAACUGGGGUGUGAUGGUCUGAGGGAGUUCUCUCAGAGGGUCUUCUGCCACGGACCCCCACCCUUUGUCAUUCUGAACAUGCAGCGGUGGAAGUCAGAGGAGUUGUCCUACGUUCCAUACCACUUGGCUCUCUGUCAGCACAGAUACUUACUUGAGGGUGCCACACUCUUCAACAAGGAGGAGCAUCACUACUCUGCAGCCUUCCAGAUUGACGGCUGCUGGAUGCACUAUGACGGAUUGAGGAGCGACAAUCUGAUCUUGUUACACAAGCCACCGGAGCUCUUGCUGCUGUCCUCUCUGGUCUACAUCCGUGCCUCCGAGAAGUGAACUGUACGGAAAAAAGGAUGAUGAGCAGGAGUCGCACUAAGCAUAAGAGUGAAAGCAUUCAUCACCCUCCCUAUCAUUAUUUUGAUAUGACCCCAUGUUUGGCGUUACAUGAUUGUAACUAUCAUCAUUUGAAUCUUUUAGUAAUUCAUGUCAGCAUUUGCUUCCUGUAGGCUGUGAGAGUGCUUCACCUGAAUGCUUACAGCAAGCUCACUGUGCAAAGUGAAAGUUACUUAACUUUUUUUAGGGGCAUGCUUGGAAUCCAAGAGUAUAAUGGACUAUAAUAGUUCUGGGUUGAUAAUCAUAAAUGACCAAAUCAAUGAAUAAUGCACAUUGUGUGAAUUAUCUGCCACAAACAAGGGACUGAUUUGAUUUUAAAAACAUCAUGGCUGUUACAUUCAUCGCAACAAUAGGGGCAUUUUCUAUUAAGUACAUUACAUUGGCUGUGUACUACAUUUGUACAGUUUUGUAUGUGUCUGUUGAACUUUACAUUUUUGCAUAUGAGCCCUUGCUUAAAUUAAACUGGUGCUUUUUGUAUGUACACUGUGGUGUGAGGGUCAGAAACAAGGUGAAAGUCCCUGUCAGGUUAACAGGUCAGCUUUGUUUCUUACCAUGUUUGGGAUGAGUGAAUGUUAAAGUACUUUUAAAUAUUACUUGUUUGGCUUCCAGGCCACUAAGCUGGCAGCAUUGACUCAGCACAUACUGCAUUCUCCUCCACAGAAGAUAUGCUACUUUUUAUAACUUUAAAAAGUAUUGUUGGUAUCACACGGUGCCUCUGCCAAUGAGUAAGUGAAAGUGAGCUCUGUUGAGCAAAUUCCUUUAACAAGGCAAGUUUUUCUAUGCAGACAUUGUCUUUCAAAUGAAAAAUACAAAUAUUUUGGCCUACAUGUGUAUCGAUUUAUUGUGUUGCACGUGCACGUAUGAACAGCGUUCAGAGGGUCAAAAGAGCAACAUAACAGCAGACUACCUUUUAAGGCAGGCAUUUUAUUUUUAAACUGGGUACAACUGCACCACACAAACUGACUAGAAUGUAUGUAAAAUGUCUUCAAUCAAAAACAUGGUCAAAAUGUGAAAAGCUACCGUUUUUCUACACCUAAGGUUAUCUUGUACUUCCAGUAUUAAUCCACAGGAUAUAAAAUUCAAGAUCAUCAUCACCUCUACUCCGGACACACGAUGGGGGGGAAACGUAAAAGAAGCAGAGUGGUCAUUUGGCUAAACAUUGACAUCAGUUUCAAAAAGGAUUUUUUUUCACACAAACAUUAAGAGUGACAGGCCGUCGCCGACCAGGUGUUAGUCGUCGUCCAUCUGCUCUCUUUGAACAAGCACUUUGGUGAGAGUGGUGGCAAAAAAACAUGACAUUGGUUAGUUAGGCCAUAACAAAAAAAAUACAAUAUACAAACACACCUUCCUUUUGCAGAUUAACGUUUGCAGCUUUUCGUCAGCCUCGCUCUAAAAGUAGUAAGUAUACACAUCAGAUAAUCAUGACAUUACACGUAACAUUGACGCUAGAUGAAUCAUGGCGGCAGCACAUAAAUCACGCCUGCAUGAUUUGUGCUAUGAUAAAGAGACCUUAACCAAAUCUAAUACAGUAGACAAAAAAUAUUAGGUUACAGUACAUAAACAAUACAAAUUAUAAAUACAAAUAAAAAGUGAUUCACAUCUUCAUAAAGUAAUUAUGCAGGAACAUACAUUGGUUUGUUUAUACUCCACAUGGUGAUGAGAACAAGCUGCGACAAAAAAAGUUUCACCAGUGACACUCUGACCAACAUACAAGGCAAAUGUCAUUAAAGUGGAAGAGCACAUGUCCUGUGGGCCGUUUACAUGACUGGUACAUGGUAAAAACUGCUGAUUUAAUAAUUAUUUUAAAGUGUAUACUUCAGUUUGGCCACCAAUUAAUUAAAUUGUGAGCCAGCCAUUAGAUUCUAGCUAAAUAAACAUAUGCCUUGUACACAAUUAAACAGCAUGCACAACAAAAAGUCAUCACAAAAUGUCUAGGAUAGGUAGGAUGACGCAAAGUCAAUGGUACCAAAAGUGGCUGGACAGACAUGCCAUGUGAGGCGGUGGGGGGGGGUUCAGCAAUAUGAAAUGCCUUGGCUUUUUAAAAGAGACAAACACAAAACACACUCGUCUUCCACACAGGGAACAGAAAAACAUGAUCUUAUUGCAUUUUCUAAAUGCCGUCAGCCUAAAUUAUAAAACAUAUGUACAAAUUACAAUAUGUAUCAAACAGUUUGGUAAGUGCAAUGCAGAGCUUGGUUUAAGUUUCUAUGUGUGUGCAAACGUCAGUGCACAAAGCAACUCAAAACUAGACUUGAACGUGGACAGUGACUCAACAAAGUCGCACCACGAGUAGUCAUUUCCUAUACUGGCACCCUCUCUAUUGCUGUGCGUCGCUUGACCUGUCAGUCAGUGGAGCCCGAGGCUGCACACAGCGACACCCUCAGCCAGCCUGGGGUCAUAACACACACCCAGGCGAGCAGUCCGAGUCUGCUAGUCAGGUCUCUCUUCCAGGACACUGUGACGACUUGGCCUGAGUUGGCUAGCACAGCACUUGGUGCUUUAUCUUCCAUCUCCAUGACAGUAUGGAAGAAUAUGAUGCUAAUACAUUAGCAAUAAUUAAGUGUUUUAAUUGUGGCAAAAGAGGGAUGUGGUUUCUGGAGAAAAAUAAAAUAAGGUGCAUGUUUUGGCACUUUACAUUAAACUGUGAACCAAUGACCUCAGACCUGAUCUUACAUGCAAGACCAUAGCUGCAUGUGGGUCACGUGGUUGGUAGCAGGUUGGCGAGCAUGAAGACUACUUGACACACCUGAUCACAGAGCUAAGUGAGUGACAUAGUACUGGCAACAGGCACUGAGACAAUGGCAAAGCAUGCUCAUAUCCUGCAGUAGGGAUCAUGUGAAGAAAAAUAAAUGCCUACAAAAACAUUUAAUAAAUAAUAAAAAAAACAGUGCUGAUUUUUUUGGGAAAGGGGGAAUUAUGAGGGCAGAAGUUUGUGGUUGUCCAACCACAGACGUCCCUUUCAAUACAAUUUCAUUUUAUUGCAUGGUUGGGGCCAUUUAGGUUCUUAACCCAUUUAAAUGCACAUAAAUCAAGAUUAAACAUGUAACGUUGCAGUGAAGCAGAGAUUGACCUAAUUGUGUGAGGCAACACAGACAAACAGCUGAAUCCUGAAUCCUAAAUAUAGCACCAGUUGGUAUUGUGUACAGACCAAAGGGUGAACAUUGGGCCAAGGUCGAUUACAACUAUUGUGAAGAGUAGCAAGUGCAUGACCCGACCUCAAGAGGAUGUAACAGAAGCAAGAACAUGGGGAUUUUUUUUAACAUGGCUCCAAGAAUGAAGCAGAGACUAGUGGCAAACACUCUGAGGAGAAUUCGUCAUUCACCUCUUAAUUGACCCUUGGAAUCAAACUACAUACGUACGUUCACACGCGCACUUAGUGACCCAGUGCAGAAAAAACAUUUACAGGCAAUGCACUAUAGGAUAUAUUCAUCUAUAUAUUUCAUUUAGACCAUUUACAAUAGAGGAAAAAAGGCAGCCCUUUUUGAGAAAAUAUAAAGAUUCCAACGUUUCUGUUUUGUGAAGCAGAACUCAUGGGUCGCUGAGCCCCAGCAUCGGUCCUGCACACAAACACGCAACAAAACAAUCCUAUCUGACAUGCACGUACUCCUCGAGCAUACACACAGACAUACACACCGACAUGGCCGACAACCACAUAUUUCAUACAAGUACACAAGCGGUGUUCGACUAAAGUUUGAAGAUAUGGUUCUGUUUGCAGCAGGGGAAUUCAAGAAAAA